AUGCCACAAAUAUUGAGAAGUAGUCCUAUUGAUAUUAAUCCAAAGUUUCUUCAUGUUGGAUAUAGUUCCUCCGAGCAACAUCAAUUUAAUGACCAAUUGAGCACUUCUUCUGAUGUGAGUAGUGAUGAUGGUGCAGCUAUUGAUUUUUACUAUGCUAGCACAAGUCAAAGUCAAUUAUUCUAUCCUCCUUCGUCACCAACAUCACCUUCGAGUCCAUCUUUCUCUUCUAAUUGGAUUCAGGAAAUAGUUGAGGCAUGCAGAGUUGGAGAUGAAUAUUUAGUCAAUCAGUUAUUGGAAGAAAUGAUUCAAGCUAGAGCUCAAAUGAAGAAGGAAGAGUUUAUCAAAACAUAUAAUAUCAAUGCUCUUGAAAGAACAACCAAGAGAGCAGCAAUUCACUGGUGCAUGGCAGGCAAUCAUGUAAAUAUUCUGCUAUCGUUGUUGACAACGUUCUCCAGUGUUGGUGCUGACAUAGUACUCGAUGUGAAUCUUAGAGAACAAAAGAGUGGAGCAACUCCACUUCAUGUUGCCAUCGCUAAUAAUUCGAUGGACUGUAUGUUAUUGUUCUUAAACACCAAUUUUGUAUUUUCACGCCUUGAAAGAGAGGCCAAAGAUGUUUAUGGUAAUACAUUCUUCCACGUAGCAUACAGAUUAAGAAGAUUUGAGGUGAUGGACAAGUUGAUUGAAAUUUUUGGUAACGAAGUUAUUAAUUCGAAGAAAACAAGUUCAGAAACCUGUAUGCACAUUGCAGCUAAAAAGUCAGAUUCUAAAGGAUUGAAUUGGCUUAUUAAACGAGGUGCCAAAAUUCAGGCUAAAGACGAGAAUGGAAGAAGGCCACUAAUUAGUUCCAUCUAUAAUUACAGAGAGAGUUGUAAUUCAGAGGGAUUAAUCAAUGGGCACAAUAACUUACCUACCCCACACUCACCCAACACUCAAAUUCAAAUUGGUCAAUCAAUACAUGGUGCAGAUUCUAAAGAAGAAGCAACAUGCACAAAAUCAAAGAAGAGAAAGUCAGACGACAACUCCUCUGGUAAGAAAACAUCAGAGGACAUGGACUUCCCACCAGAAAUAACAAAUAGAAUGAAGAGAAGCUUGUGCUACUGUAUUCUGAUUCAGAAAGAGGUAGAGUUGAUGUGUGGAGGUAGCAUUAAGAAAUGGAUCAAGAACGAAUCCGAAUGCCCUGAAGGAAUCAAUAUUUUCCACCAAGCAGCUUUGAAUGGUAACAAGGAAUUGCUGUCUGUUUGUUCUCUUCUGAUGGACAGAAACUAUUACAAUCAAUUAAUAGAGAAGAAAGAUAAGAGAAAGUACAAUAUUCUCCACUUUGCUUGCGAAGGAGGUCAUUUUCCAGUUCUAGAACUGCUUUCAAAUCAACUCCAAGAAAUGUAUCCUAACACUGAUCAACUAAAGCAGAUUUACAAUGCCAAAGAUUCGACUCCUCUGCAGGAAACGCCAGUCCAUAAAGCAGCUCGCAGAAUGGAAUCUCUAAUGGAAUUUAAAACAAACAACGAAAUCACUCCAGAAAAGGAAAGUGCCAUUGAAUGCAUGACCUUUUUGAUGUACUCUAAUUACACUGAAAUGAAUCUAAAGAAUACCAAUGGCGAAACUCCUAACGACAUUCUACAACGAUGCGGCUUUUUCUCUUCCCAGCUUUUCCUCUACAAUAAAAAAAACAAAGUUUAA
Molecule: messenger RNA, 1677 nt
Organism: Naegleria gruberi
Lineage: Eukaryota; Heterolobosea; Eutetramitea; Acrasida; Naegleriidae
Exons: 1
Coding region: 1-1677 (558 amino acids)
Molecular function (GO): protein binding
Source: RefSeq, a predicted model, not a curated record